AUGGAGGUUCUUUUUCAGGGGCAAGCACUCCUGCUGUCGAGGUUUCCAAUGGAUAGUAUAGCCAGCUGGAAUAUAAGGGGAUUGAACCACCCUCUAAAACAAAAAGUGGUUCGUCAUGUAAUUAAGGAGAAUAAUUUAAAGGUUUGUGCCAUUUUAGAGUCUCACGUACAAGUUGAUAAGCUGAACAAUGUAUGUAGCAAACUUUAUAAGGGAUGGGAUUGGUUGUCGAAUGGGAACUUGUGUCAUAAAGGCACGAGAAUCAUCGUUGGUUGGAACCCGAGGGAUGUGGAUGUUAUGCUCUUAUCUUCUACGGAUCAAGUAAUGCAUCUCCAAAUAGUGUUUAAAGGUCAGAAGAAGGCUAUGUUUUGUUCGAUGGUCUAUGCUAGCAAUGACUACAAAGAGAGAAAGGAGCUAUGGAAGUCGUUGAAUAGGCACAUGUGUUUUGUUAAUGAUAAACCUUGGGCUAUUUUGGGUGAUUUUAACGCAGUUCUUGAACUUGGUGAUACUCACAUGGGUGCUUCAGGAAUCUCGGUUAGUAUGAUGGACUUUAAAGAGUGUGUUUUGAAUAUUGAGGUCUUUGAUGUUAAGAGUUUGGGAAAGGAAGUGGCUAAUGUUCUUGUGGAGCACUUUAAAGCGUUUCUAGGAAUCAAGGGUAAUGUGACCAACCAUCCAAAUAGUGAAUGUUUUCCUAGACGUCUUAGUGUCGAAAAGAUAAUUGGUGAGGAGGUGAGUUUCGCUAUCAAGGAUUUCUUUAGAAGUGGCCGGCUCUUACAAGAAAUCAAUCAUACAUUUCUGGCGUUGAUUCCAAAAGUGAACACCCCUACGUAUGUUACUAAUUACCGCCCUAUCUCAUGUUGUAAUGUUAUUUAUAAAGCUAUUAGUAAGAUUCUUACUAAUAGACUUCUUGAGGGGAUCAAUGAUGUUGUGAGCAUCAAUCAAUCAGCUUUUGUUCCUGGUCGUAGAAUAUCAGACAACAUCCUGCUAACACAGGAAUUGCUUCAUAAUUAUCACAGAAAUACGGGCCCGCCAAGGUGUGCUUUCAAAGUCGACAUACAGAAAGCAUAUGAUACUGUGGACCGGGAUUUCCUACGGGCAACGCUAUUAGGGUUUGGUUUUCAUGCAACAAUGGUAAAUUGGGUUAUGAGUUGCGUCACUUCAACCUCGUACUCGAUCAGCAUAAAUGGAGAGAUUCAUGGAUAUUUUAAAGGUCAAAGGGGUUUGAGACAAGGAGACCCCAUCUCUCCGUACUUGUUCACGCUAGUCAUGGAGGUCCUCACUUCCAUUCUGCAGCACGCUGCCAAUAUUCAUGCGGGAUUUCGGUUUCAUAAUAAUUGCAAGAAACAAAAAAUCAUUAACUUUUGUUUUGCAGAUGACUUGUUUCUGUUUGCUAGAGGUGACACUGAGUCAGUGAAAGUCAUUAUGGAAUCUCUGAAUAUGUUUAGAGAUAUGCCCGGGUUCGUUCCAAGCUUGAGUAAAACUACUUCUUUCUUCUGUAAUGUUCCGACUCGAGUCAAGAACCAGAUUGUGGCCAUUGUACCGUUUUCUGAAGGAUCGCUACCAAUUAAGUGUCUGGGAGUCCCGCUUAUUGCCUCUAGACUUCUUAAAAGUGAUUGCAAGGUUUUGGUGGAAAAAAUUUCUAAGAGACUUUUGGAUUGGAAGACGAAGUUCCUCUCAUUCGCGGGGAGAUUACAACUGGUUAACUCUGUCUUAGCUGCUAUGUACUCUUAUUGGGCUGCCGUUUUUAGUCUCCCGGCUAGUAUCAUCAAGAAUAUCGAGAGGAUUAUGAAGGAUUUUCUAUGGCACCAAGGGUCUUUGGGUUCGAACAAAGCGAAAGUAGCGUGGAAAGAUGUUUGCCUUCCUAAGUCCGAAGGAGGGUUGGAUAUUAGAAAGGUUUUGGAUGUGAACAAGGCUUUAAUGACCUUUCAUAUUCAUAGCAUUGUCUCGGGUCGGAAAUCUCUUUGGGUCGAGUGGAUCUAUGCUCAUCGGCUAAGAGGUAGGAGUUUUUGGGAUGUUAAGGUGCCGCAAAACUCUUCAUGGGGUUGGAGGAAAAUAUUGUCCUUCAGGAGUUCCGUGCGCAAAUUCUUUUGGAAGCAAAUAGGGAAUGGAGAAUCUACGUCGUUAUGGCAUGACACUUGGUGCCUGCAUUGUCCGCUCAGUCGCUAUAUUUCUCCUAGAAACAUGUCCCAACAAGGUUUUUCAAUCGACUCUAAAGUAGCUGAUGUUGUUGGCAAUGGCAUUUGGAGUUGGCCGGACGCUUGGAGGGAUCUCUUUCCGGUUCUAUUCCAAAUGAAUCCUAUUAAUAUCAGUCCGAACAGACAAGAUAUUACUCUUUGGCGAACCAAUGCUGGUAAACUGAUGCCGUUCUUUUCCAAGCUGGUAUGGGAGACUACUCGAUCACGUGGUAACGAAGUAGAAUGGGCUAAGCGAGAGAUGGAUUCACAUGAGCAUUUGUUUUUUGAAUGCUCGUAUUCCUCCACAGUUUUGGACGCUAUCAAGGAGAAGUCUAGUAUGAAGACGGUUCCUAAUAAAUGGGAAGACAUCAUGAGGUGGUUGCUACCGAAAGCAAGUUCCAGAUCUUUGAACUCGGUUAUUGCUAAACUUUCUAUUAAGGCGGCUGCUUAUUUUGUUUGGCAAGAAAGGAAUUAUAGAUUUUUUAAUAAUCAACUGAGACCGCCGAAAAUGUUAACGGACAUCAUCAUCGAUACAGUGAAGUUGAAAUUAUUAUCAUUCAAGUAUAAAGAUAAGCCGCAUGUGAGGAAGAUCUUGGAUGAUUGGAAGCUGAGUUCAGUGGAUACCUUCAAAGCGACCUGA
Helianthus annuus (common sunflower) is the source of this 2811-nucleotide messenger RNA. RefSeq lists its product as uncharacterized. Lineage: Eukaryota; Viridiplantae; Streptophyta; Magnoliopsida; Asterales; Asteraceae. The transcript has 4 exons. Bases 1 to 2811 code for a protein of 936 amino acids. The record is from RefSeq and is a predicted model, not a curated record.